Messenger RNA from Entrophospora candida, 1380 nucleotides. Lineage: Eukaryota; Fungi; Glomeromycota; Glomeromycetes; Entrophosporales; Entrophosporaceae. The record is from the annotation of a GenBank genome assembly.
AUGGCAGCCGUCAAUAGACAACAUAUUUAUCAAACAAUCCAAACUGGUCUUUCUCAUAUUCCUAAUUAUAUAGGACAAGAGCCACCAGAUGACUAUUUUAAUAAAGCACAGGAUCAUUUAGAAACUAUUGCUAUGAGAUUAGGUUAUCCAGAUGAUGCAUCACGAAAUCCUGAUGAUUUAGAAAAUUUUAUUGAAGAUGAAUUAUAUAAAAGAUUUGGUUAUGAAAAUUAUAAUCUUAGACGAAAUUCUCCUGCAAAAAAAGAUUAUACGAAUAAAAAAUCUAACAAAACAUCUUCCAAAUGUUCCGAUUGUGGUAAGACAGGUCAUAGAAAAAACCAAUGUCCUAAGCCAAAGAAAAAAGGCUCUCCAGAAGAAGAAUCUGAUAAUGAGGAAUCCUAUUAUGAAAGUGAGGAAGAGGAUGAUAAUUCUCGACAUACAUUUGCUGUAAAAAAAAAAAGAUACCCAAAAUCUGGUUCUAAGAAGAAAAAUCAAUCAAAAAAGCCCUCUUCAGUAUUUGUGAUUCAAAAAAUAUUCCGAGCUUCAUGUAAGUCAUUAAUAGAGGCACUGAUUAAAGAAUGUCCUGAGAAUAUUUUAGUAGAAGCUUUAAGUUAUUUAGGUAAUGUAUAUGAUAGUUUGAAAAAUACACUCUUAGAUAACUACGCCUCAAAAUAUUCAUCUAAGGAGAAAGAAGUAAUUUGGGGGCAGGUUACAGAAGUUUAUAAAGAUAUUUUACAUUCAUUAAUUGUUGCUGUUGAUCGAAUUAAUAAAUCCAAGGAGCAACCACAAACCAAUACAUUAAAUUUUGCUAUCAAGAAACAUUUUAGCCAGCAAACAAAAAAAUCAUACUGGCCUGAUCCGCGAUAUGAGAUUAAUUUUAUUCACCCCAAAGAUCCUGAUGAUGUAGCAACAAUUACUAGUAAGGUUGCUUCAAUGACUAUACCUUAUUCACUGGUUGAUUCAGGAUCUAAUGAGUCAGUUAUUAGUGAUAAUAUUGGUGAAGAAAUGGGUCUUGAAAUAGAUGAAUCAAAUAUCCCAAAUAUUACCGGUCUUGCAAGUAAAGCCAAUGUUGUAGGAACAUCUUAUAAUGUACCUGUAACAAUCAGUGAUGGAAAAAAUUCAAUUACAACCUAUGAAAAUUUUUCAAUAGUUAAAGCUGAAAAAAAUAAAAAUGGAGAUUAUAAGUCCCUAGUAUUAUUUGGUAAUCCUUUACUUAGUAAACUUGGAUGGGAACCCAUUGUAAAUCGGGAAUUCAAGGCAUGUCAAAAUGGUGUACAUGUUACAUUACCACUUUCAGUUCAUAAAUCACAACGAGAAAUUUUUACAACUGAGAAGCUAGAAUCAUGGCACGCUCCAGAAGGCUUUAACCCAAAAAAAAACUAG